This is a messenger RNA of Paramisgurnus dabryanus, 10034 nucleotides long. NCBI's taxonomy places the organism in Eukaryota, Metazoa, Chordata, Actinopteri, Cypriniformes, Cobitidae. The record is from RefSeq and is a predicted model, not a curated record.
CACUUGCAUAAUGACACUAUUAAAAACAAAUUAGCGGUUUUAUAUUAAAAAAAUAAAAAAUAUAAAUAUAUUUAUCUAACUGGUAUAUGACAUUUUUUUUGCGAUUUUACUUUACAUGACACCAGAACGACGACAUUGUGGCUGAACACAUCACUCAGUUUGAAUGAAAACAAGCCCAAAUUCAGUGCACCAUAGGUUGGUGUACUAAUAUGUACUUUGCAUUAGUGGUCUACAGCUGGUUAUGAUUCAUUCAUCAAUAGACUCAUCAAUAGAUUCAACAGGUACAGGUCAGACUUGGCAGGAUGCCAGGUUUAGUUCAGGGUUCAGAUAUAGAUGACCAUGACCAGGCCAUCACCGAAGCUCUUGAUCAGUUCUGCAGUGCCCCAGAGCAAACCUAUGAACAGUUUUUCUCCACCUUCACCUACCUGACCCCAGAGGAUGUGAGGAAUCCACGUGUGACCGCUCACAGAAGACUCGGAGACUCGUCCCACAUCAGCCAAGAAGAACAGAGAGAAGAUGAAGGGUCAGAGAUGGAAAGAGAGGAAAGCACACUGACUACUGAUCAGGAAGAGGUGGUGCUGGAUGCUGGUUGUGUUGGAGGGAUACUGGGUGGUGCUGCCAGGCCCAAUCCACACAAACCUGUGAAGUUUGAUAAUUAUUUGGGAGAUUCGGAGGAUGAAGAGGAAAUCACUGAUGCCACAGACACAUCUGUAUUACCUGGUGAAGUUGAAGAGCAUCUAGUAGAUACGUCUGCUUCAUCUCUCUGUCAUCAUACGCUGUUGGAGAUGUCCUCUACUUUCACAGACCAAAGCACAGAUAAAACACAAACUGCUGAGGAUCAGAAUGAAAGCAAUAUGGUUCUUCCUUUUCAUCUGGAUGAGAACUUCGAUUAUGACACCGUCGUGCUGACUCGCAAAUAUCAGAUCUGAGAACAAAACCACAGAGCAUCUUGAGCUAAAUUGGACAUAGUAAGACUGGCAAAAGCUUUUAACAACUCUGGUUUUACAGAGUAAAUCCUCAUUAAGAGGGUCAAAGGCGUUUUGUUUUUUGGCACUAAAAGAAGGAGAAAGACGAAAUGGUUGUUUUGAAAAUAAAUCAGGAGUUUAUCACACAUGUCAUUGUGUGAAGCACCAGUUUGAAGGAUCUUCAGCACAAUCACUCAACUAAGUCUUCAGAGGCUUUUUACUUCAUUAAAACUAAUCUGAAUACAUCUGAUUCACUUUUGUGAAUUUCAAAACGAACCAUUACAUGACCAGUACUAAGCUAAAUAGACUUAAUUUUAACUAUCAGGAACUGAUUGCACAGUGAAGAAUUACUCCAUAAAGUCUCUAUUAAAGUGAACUCCCAAAAGUGAACAUUUUGUCUUCAUUUACUCAUCCUCGAGUUGUUCCAAACCUGUAUACAUUUCUUUGUUCUGCUCAACACAAAGAUGUUUUGAAAAAUGUUUGAAACAAAAAAUAAAAAUCUGGGGAACCAAUGACUUCUGUUCACUUAUGGUUGAGUAACAAUAACCUAGCAGUCGGGUUAAAACAACCCAGCAGUUGGGUCAUUUUAACCCUGGGUUAAACCAAUCCAGCACUUUUCAGAGUGUAGUAUUUUUUCCUACUGUGUAAUUCUAUGGAGCCCCAGAUCAAGCGUCUUGUCUUGAAGGGAACACAGUAUUACCUAAGUUUGCUAUAUACCUCGUUUACUUUGCUUUGCUGUUGACUAUACUACUAUCUGUUGUGUGUUAAGAAAACUUGCUUGCUUAUUUAGUUAAAAUACUCGUUUGAUUUACUAUUAAGUGGUAUAGUUUGUGUUACUGUUUGUGUUUGUUAGCUCGUGUUAGCAUGUUCUGUUUUCCUCUGUUAACAAGUGCUUUGUUUGUUUACUCAUGUGCUUUAGCUAAAGUUUGUUUAUAAUGCACUAUAUUCGUUUUUUUUAUAUCACUUAAAGCGUGUAGUGACUAGAUCGCAGUUUCAAUACGUGUACCAGUGAUGUCAUUAAGGCCUUUGUUUUGCUAAUUGCUAAGCCGUGUCCAGCUGUUUAAAAUUAGCUGAGGUUUACGAUCUUUUUUAAACUGUGCAGCGCUGGAACGUCAGCAGUAGCGACACCCCUCGUGUGCAGCGACUCUACCAUUUGAGAGACUCAUCAAGACUCUAGACAAAUGAGUGUAAAAAUCCUCCCUUCGCGACUCGAGACCUGCGAGUGCAAAGACCCGCGACUCUACCUGCGCGACUCGAGACCUACGAGGGCAAAGACCCGUGACUCUACAUUUGCGACUCGAGACCUAAGAGUGCAAAGACCUGCCACUCUACCUGCGCGACUCGAGAGCUACGAGUGUAAAGACACGCGGCUCUACAUUCGCGACUCAAGACCUACGAGUAUGAAGACUCGCGACUCUACCUGCGCGACUCGAGAACUAUGAGUGUGAGACCUACGAGGGCAAAGACCCGUGACUCUACAAUCACGACUCGAGAGCUACGAGUGCAAAGACCCGCGACCCUACCUGCGCAACUCAAGAGUUACGAGUUUAAAGACCUGCAACUCUAAAUUCGCAAUUCGAGACCUAAGAGUACAAAGACCCGCGACUCUACCUGCGCAACUUUAGAGCUACGAGUGUAAAGACCCGCGACUCUACAUUCGCGACUCGAGACCUACGAGUGCCAAGACCCGCGACUCUACCUGCGCAACUCGAGAGCUACGAGUGUAAAGACACGUGACUCUACAUUCGCGACUCAAGACCUAUGAGUAUGAAGACUCGCGACUCUACCUGCGCGACUCGAGACCUAUGAGUGUGAGACCUACGAGGGCAAAGACCCGUGACUCUACAUUCACGACUCGAGACCUACGAGUGCAAAGACCCGCCACCCUACCUGCGCGACUCAAGAGUUACGAGUUUAAAGACCCGCGACUCUACCUGCGCGACUCAAGACCUAUGAGUGUGAGACCUACGAGGGCAAAGAACCGUGACUCUACAUUCACGACUCGAGACCUAUGAGUGCAAAGACCCGCAACUCUACCUGCGCGACUCGAGAGCUACUAGUGUAAAGACCCGCGACUCUACAUUCACGACUCGAGACCUACGAGUGCAAAGACCUGCGACUCUACCUGCGCGACUCGAGAGUUACGAGUUUAAAGACCCGCAACUCUAAAUUCGCAAUUCGAGACCUAAGAGUACAAAGACCCGCGACUCUACCUGCGCAACUUUAGAGCUACGAGUGUAGAGACCCGCGACUCUACAUUCGCGACUCAAAACCUACGAGUGCCAAGACCCCCGACUCUACCUGCGCAACUCGAGAGCUACGGGUGUAAAGACCCGCGACUCUACCUGUGUGACUCGAGACCUAUGAGAGUACAGACCUGUGACUUAACCUGUGUGUGACUCAAGACCUACAAGUGUUAAGACCUGCAAAUCUACCUGUGCGACUCAAGACCUAUGAGUGUAAAGACCUGCGACUCUACCUGCGCGACUCGACCGAGCAAGGACACUGGCAAAGCACUCAAGUAUUGUUUACUUUAUUUCUUUCUAAUUCUAUUUAUGUUUCCUACUUUCGACUAACAAUGUGUUUCCAGUACAUUCCUGUCAUUGACAACAGACACUAACGCAUCUUGGAUGCAGGACACUCACUCAAUCGUGCAAACAAUCCACAACUCACCUUCAACAAAUCCAGAGGUGUAAAGUACUUGAGUAAUUUUACUUGAUUACUGUACUUAAGUAUUAUUUUGGGGGAUUUUUACUUUACUUGAGUACAAUUAAAAAUCAGUACUUUUACUUUUACUUAAUUAAAUUUUUUAAAGAAAAAAAGUACUUUUUACUCCUUACAAUUUUAUUUAAAGUCAAAAAGUACUUCUAUUUUAGAGAUCUAUUUUUGCUUGCUCUGUCAAACCAAUUGAAUUGGGCUGAUGGUCAGUUUAAUUGAAAUGUUAUUUAUUCUGGAGCCUUUGGACCACCUUAAGGAAUUCGCCAACAGUUCGUCUAAUGAUGAAAUUUUUUUGCUUUUUUAAAAACCGACAACACAUGAAGUGUGACACUUUUCCUGCUGUUUGCAGCCUCUCUAUCAAGACUAAUACCUUGUUCACACUAUCAGUCCAAAUUUUGGUGCAUAUCUAAUUUGACUGACUCACUGUCCACAUUGUGUAUCACAACUGUUCAGAUCCGAUCUGUGCAUCCUGUAGCCGUUUUCCGGAUUAUCUGCACUGUUUUUAUGGCAAUGACGUCGCGCUGGCAUGACAAUCUGCCUCGACAUCUGACGUGUUUUAUGUGACGUGACAGCAGGACGUAACCGAAAAGCUACACAAAUGCGAUCAGGACGGUAAGACUGAAAUGGAUUUCAAAACACCUCUGGAUGUAGCCUGAAACAGAUUAGAAAAACAGAUUUCAUGUGGUUUUUAGCCGUUUACCGUUCUAAAUGUGAUUGGAUUCCUAUCGGAUAUGCACCAAAAUCGGAUUUGGACUUACAGUGUGAACAGGGUCUAAUAUACCUCUUCCUGCAUCGGCUUCCUGUGAGAGGCUAGGUUAGAGCUUGAAAUUUAAGUUAAGUUUGAGGUUUUACAAUUUUGAGUAGCAUGUUGCAUACUAAAACUCAUUGUCAUUGUCACGGAUCUCCGCAUUUUUCUUUGUUGGUACCACAGACUUUCUUUUCCGUGUCAGUUUCACGUAUUGGUUACUCAGUAGAUUUUCCUAUUUUCUUACCAUUUUCGCGUGGGUUUGGGGUUAGAAUGACUUUCUGUAACAUAAAAUGACAUCCAAAUUUUUUGUUUAAAAAUAUGGAAAAAAAUGUAUAAACCAAUAGUUAAAGUGACAUCCUAACCCAAAGCCCGAAUCUAACCCCAAACCCACGCGAAAAUGGUUUAAAAAUAGGAAAAACAAUUGAGUAAUCAAUACGUGAAACUGACCAGUGUGAAACCCCUGUUUGCAGUUUUUGGAUCAAAGUAAAUGAGACUUUAGAAUGUGGUUGUUUGUUGGUGUCUGUUGGAGUUGGUAGUUGUCUGACCAGUGUGAUCUGUCCUUUAAAGAAAGUCCGUGGUACAGACACGAAAAAUGCGGAGAUCCGUGACAAUGACACGGAUAAAUGAGCAAAAAAUUCUGUGACUAUACCACUGAACUUUGUGAGAUCAUGUUGGAAAUUAUGUAGUAGUCUCAUAGUUUGAUAAUGAAAUACAAUUAAAUACAAACAGUUGUAAAGGAUAAAACCUUGUAUGUGGUUCAUUCACUUCAUGUUUUUAGAAAAAGCUUAAACAUGAAUCUCUCGUUUUCCUUUUUCCGGUUACUUUUUUAAUACUCAAGUACAAUUUUAAUGUGGUACUUUUUUUACUUUUACUCAAGUAUAAUUCUGGCCAGAUACUUUUACUUUUAAUUGAGUAAAAUUUACACUCAGUACUUGUACUUUCACUUGAGUAAAAUUUUUAAGUACUUUUUACCCCUCUGAACAAAUCCGACUUCAUCCAUGCCUUUGCCACGCAGUCAGCCUUCAACAUCCUAGCUCUGGCUGAGACAUGGAUUAGUCCAGAAGACUCGGCCACACCCGCUGCCCUUUCCUCAAACUACUUUUUAAAAAUAUCUUCCUUUAUGUUGAGCAGAACAAAGAAAUGUAUACAGGUUUGCAACUUGACGGUGAGUUAAUUAAGCUAUUUUAAAAAAAAGUUAGAUCUGGGGCACCAUUGACUUCCACAGUAUAGAACAAAUUACACUAUAAAGGUCAAAGGUGUCCCAGAUCUGUUUGUUACAAACAUUUUUCAAAAUAUUUUUAUUUGUGUUAAGCAAAACAAAGGCAGGUUUAUAACAAUAAAUAUUCUACUCUCUCUCGAACUUUUAUCGACUUUUCCCUAUUCUCUGUUGAUAGCUGGGUGGAAGGUUUUCAAAUUAUACGCUUUGUUGAUACAUUGAAACAUUGCUUCAAAGUCAAAGAAAAAAUUAAGACCUUUUUUUUUACAUUUUACAUUUAAAUGACGUGCGUUUACGAAAAUAUAUUUUUUAUGUUCAUUGUAAAUAGCUCUUAUUCUGAGUUUAAUAUGCAUAAUACAAACAGAUCAAAUGAUGUGUAUUUGUCUAGCAGUUCAAAUCAAAUCUUGUUAUUAUUACUGUUAUUAUUAUUUUUCAACUAUAGCUAGUCAUUUUCUGACUCAACGGCUUAAGUAGAAGACCUGUGGUGUAACCUUUGUGCUGAACUUUUGACAAUCUUGGAAAAGCAAUUAAUUUCUCAUUGCUUCAGUUUCUUUCUGCGUAUUAUUCACGGGUACAAAACGCUCAGGGACUCUGUUCUCCGCGAGAAUCUCAUAACUUUAAUAAAAGCCCAAACAUGUUGCUCUUUGAAAAGAGUCUGUCACAGUUUUCUCAACUCAGUCAUUUAUUUUGACAUUUCAAAGAAUGUCCGAACGCACGUUUAAAGAACGUCCUGGCUGGUUUUCAGCAUGUUUCUCUCAUUUUCACCAUGCUAUUUCAAUUUCUCAUUCUUUGUACCCUGUGGCCUAGAGUUUCUCAAGCAAGAAAUAGUCUUGGUCCACACAUUACUGUUCAUUUACCUCUUCUAAAAUAUCAAAAGACAAAGUGUGCAUAUUUAAACUGUCCUUUGUCCAUGCAUUUUUAAUCUCUGCUUCUAAGUAAUUGGUGGACGGGAUAUUAAAACAAGCACAAAAAGAUUAAACCGACUGUGGAAAUAUAUACCUGACACAGAGGCUUGAAUUAUUAUCUCACGUGCUACGAAUGAGUUUGUGUUUUAUAAAAACAAGUAAAGUUCAAGCUUGUGCUAUUCUUGGCAGGUUCUCGCAGAAGUACAUAAAGUGCACCUUUUGCCAAAAAAGGACCCGAAGAUGUAUGUCUUUAUUUACUCACCUUACAAACCCUUAAGUCAUUAUUCUUUGUGUGUAAGAUAAAAGUUGAAGAUUCUUAAUGUAUCUUUUCUUGCUAUUUAUAUUAACCGCAGGUGGUCAAACUCUAAAAGCUAUAUAAUAGUAGCUAUCCCACAGCUCGAAUAUAAAUCCUUUCUUACUCUCAAAUCAAUAAUGCAAAUAUAUGCUGCAAAAAUGAUGCGAUCAAUAAAAUCAUGAUAACUUUUAAUGCUUUUAAAUAAAUAUAGCUUUGUGGAGAGCAUUGCAUUAGCAGUGCAAAAGGUCAUGGGUUCGAACCCAUAAAAAUGUAGACAUUAUAAUGCACUGCAAGUCAUUUUGCAUAAAAGCAUCUGCAAAAUGGCAUGAAUAUAAAUAUACACCCUCACAAAAAUGGUACAAAUUUUUUGGACGGUACUUUUUAAAAAAGUCCUUAUUUGCCUUUGUAUAUGAGAUAUAUAACUUUUGAGGUACCAAUCUCAAAGUACAAAACCACCUUUUUAUUUGUGUAAACUUUAUUUUAAGCAACUUGUUAUAGCAACUCAUUAGUAAGAUUUUAUUAUUAAUAAAAAUGCAAUGCAACUAUCAAAAAUUCUCAGUUAUUCUGCGUUUUUCUCAAGAAUAACAACAUAUUCGAACAACACAAGUGAAAAUAAAUAUUUAGACUUUGAUCUCAAGCAAUAUGUUAUCGUGCAAUUGUUUCAUUCACAGACACCCAAGCCGGUAGAAAACGAGUGUUUAUUGCACACUUUGUCUUAUGUACACUCUUUUAUUUGCGAAAUCUGCUCAAAGCGCUUGCUGUGACUUGGCCGUCUUGUUGCUAAGCAAUAACAGAGCAAUGAAACGAACAUUUGGUACAUUGCAGACCACUUCGAUGGCACUUUAUCUCGGCUCAAACCAUGCCUGCAGCUUUGCAUCUGUUCGAGACCCAUUUCGGUUUCGCUCAGACCUUGUAGUUCAUCUACCGAUAGCUGUUGCACAUAAGCAUUUGAAUGCCCCACCAGGUGGAUGCUCCUGUUUGCCAGGUGGGGUUCCCUUUGCGGUGCAUUUGGCAUCGUACAUCACGACCACGACUUUCAGUUAGAGACACCAGAGAGAUAGCGAGCGAGAUAAAGAGGGCAACCCCGAUCUCUCCCCCGCGUUUUGAGCCAGGUGUGUGUGUGUGAACGAGUGUGAGUGCUUUGUGGGACACCAACAGUCUAAACCAGGUGAGAUAAAGUUAAACCGAACCUUUGAGAAGGUUAUAAAGAUGCUUCUUUAAACACGUGACACAGUUACGGCCGGCUGGCAUCUUCAAAGAUUCAGAACUCGAUCAUGUUACUAAUAGCUUGUUAAUAGGCUGAUUUGAGUAUUCAUUAAUUCAAUUAAGGAUUUAUCAAGGGCAAGUUCUCCUGCGUAAUGAGAAACUGAGAACUUUUUUGGGACCGGCAACCUGGUCGGCAUUAGCUAACACUGAAUGGAGGGAAUUGGUUUUAAAAGGCAAAGUUGUAGAGCUAUAAACUAACAAUCAGAUUCAUGUACUUUAAUAUAGACGGUUUCAGCAGUAACAACAUAAACAAGCGGCUGUCGCGGUCCGCAUGUAACUUCCGGUAAACUCCGGAAAGAAUAAAUAAUAACAAAGUUCUUUAAACGUAGUUUAUUUAUAUAACAAGCAAAAAAAACAACACAUAGAUUACCUAGGAAACCAAAACAUUUGUUAUUUUCGACGAGGCAUUCGUUCAAGAGAUCAGUUUAGUAACUAGUCAGACCAUUAAAAAAACGAAACCGGAAGUAAGGUUCGGAUCCAGACGUGUAUCACGUGCGUCUGAUGAAACCGUCUAUAAACACAAUAUAUGUGAUAAGGAUUGAAUUCUCAUUCUGUUGUUUUCGAUUUAGUGAUAUCUAAUGAUAGCGUUUUAAUGUGUCAGAAUAUUCAUCAACAUCACGCUUGUGGAAAACCUAUGGAAUAUCAGGACAUUUGGAUUUCCAAUCCUAGAAAAGUUCACGUUUUUAUUAUCAAGUAAUCAGACAUGAAAAUAAAGCAUAUCUGUCCGUGCUGUCCGAUGGGAGGAAUACAAGCCUUAAUUCAGAGUACUCCCGCCUCCUUAACUGGAUGUUGACAUAUGUGAGGGAGGGCUAUACAGACCUCUUUGUGCUGAUUGGUUGGAUUACAUGACCAUCCUCGUCCCAAAUUUUAUUAAAUGAAUUAGAAAAGCUGAUAAAGAAAUAUUUAAGAGUUUAGUUCCAAAACGCAAUAAAUCCAUUUUGACUCAUUUGGGUAAAAACGUGAUUUCUAUACCAGCAAAGUGACAAGAUGAAAAAAAUUUCUUCUGUUAAACUUUCAUAUAGCAUCUUUAGGUUAUAAAAACAUAAAAAAACAAAUCCAUAAUUUGAUUUUCAAAGAUUUAUUAUAAAAACUGAUUAUUUUUUUCCACAAAAUGCAAUAAAUCCAUGACAAGUUUUUUUUCUCCAAAUGGUAUAAAUCUAUUGAAUCAAUAUGUAAAUGUGGAUUCAUCUUUGCCAUGUUAUAUUCAUUUAGUUGACUAGUGGUAUACACUGAUAAAAAAAAAAAUGUUUUGGUCAUGCUUGAUUUCUGUUGACUUAUGGAAAGUUUUCCAUAAGAUCUGCUGGGGUCAAUGUGUUAGCAUGACAGAAGCUUGAUGCUGUCGGAAGAACAAGCAAGAGCCAGCAUUUUUUUUGCCCGAAUGCCUCUCACCGUAAAUUAUUUGAUUUUGAUGGCUUACGUUUCUUCCUUGCCUCAGAAAACCACCACAAGUUUAUCAAUGCCAUCAAAAUUACUGUUUGUUUUUGUUUGUUUGUUGAUCACAAAGUAGAUGAGGAAAACUAGGAUUCCGUGUGUAUUCAAAGUGCCGCCCUUUUUGUUUACAAUACGUGGAAUGGUGCGCUGUGAUUUGUUGAGCAGAUUUAUUGCAUUCUGCAUUCGUUUUGGGAAAAAACGGGAGAAAAGAUGAAUAAUUUACUUUUAAACACUUACCUGAUACAAUACUGAUUUUGGCAGUAACUAAUAAAAAAAAUUGUCAUUUAUCGCAUUUUGGAACCAAACUCUUCAAAGAUUCACUGAAAUACCACUGCACUUUUGUAAAAGUUGCAUUGUGUGCUGUAGUUUUACUGUAUUUGGUGUAAAAUGUCUGUUUAAAUUUUUUUGUGAACUGUAGCCUAUCGAUUUUAUACAACUUGAUUGUUUUUGUUUUUGAAAUUAUAUCAAAUAAUAUGAUAAAAAGCAUGAA